Molecule: messenger RNA, 5782 nt
Organism: Ostrea edulis (European flat oyster)
Lineage: Eukaryota; Metazoa; Mollusca; Bivalvia; Ostreida; Ostreidae
Product: deleted in lung and esophageal cancer protein 1-like
Exons: 37
Coding region: 109-5244 (1711 amino acids)
Biological process (GO): negative regulation of cell population proliferation
Source: RefSeq, a predicted model, not a curated record
UAGAGGUAACAACGGUCCAUUAGCAACAAGCAAGUAUCGGACAAGCACUUGCAGUGGGGGAAAAAAGAAAAGAAAGAUACAAACUAUCAUAAACAAAAGCUCUGUGGGAUGAAGCCUCCGGUAGCUAUGGCAGUGGGUGGGGAACCCCCCAUGUUUUUGCAGCGACCAUCCACGGGAAAAUCCCAGGACGUACGACACAUACUGGCCAAAACAUUUCGUCAACUCUACACCAGGGAUACAAUUGGCCCCGAUACUGUGAAAAAUCUGAGUGUUUCUAAAGGUGGAGAUGAUGAAUACCAUGAACGAUAUGUUGAACAGUUACAGAAGGUUUUUCAUGAGAGACAAAGAAGACUGGAUGAAGCUGCUCAGUUAGAGAGACAUAUAAUGCAAGCUCAAGCUCGGGCUAUGUCAGCUGAUGAAAGGGAGCUCAACCGAGUGUCCCAAAGUUGUGACAAUUACUCAGACUUGGGUCUUCCUCCUGUGAAGUCCCAUUUCAAUUCUUGUCUUGAUGCUGGGCUUUUAAAGAAACACAAGUUACUGACUCCAGAAGACUACUCUACACAAGAUCCAGCCAGUGUUACCCCUCCCACAGAACCCUUAGUUCCAAGUUAUGCAAGAGAAACUGUGUCCUCCCAGCAGAGAAAUGAUCUGAUAGGGACCGGAGAGAGAAGAGGGGAGACACCAUUAUUCCUCGCUAGUUACCUCAGGCAGAGUACGGACUUGGCUCUGUAUGACGCGGAGGAUGGGAGACUGCUACAGGAGGAAACCCCCUCCCCUGUCAUGGAGUCGUUGGACAAACCAUUGCCUGCAUGGAAGGUGCACUUAAGUGAGGAACAAAGAGAAAUUGACAGAACGGACUUGGCAAACUUACAGGCCAAGGUAAACUUCCGCCGAAAUCCACGACAUGUUGCCCCGUCUGUUCCCCCUGGGGGUAGAACAUUGAUUAAGGAUCACAAACAAAAGCCCAAGGAAAUCGGAAUCCAACAGAAAGAGCCCUCUAGUGUGGUCGCUGAACCAUCAGUUGUCUUUCUUGUGUCGCCACCCAUUGUGAGAUUCACUGAUUAUAAAGUUGGCCAAGUUUAUGAGAUCACUUUGGAGUUGAAGAAUGUAUCUUCUUGUCUCCGUCAAUGUCGAGCCAUGCCCCCAUCAUCACCUUUCUUCAGUAUUGGACUAGGCCAGUUUCCGGGAGAGCAUGGAUUGGUGGCUCCUGGAAUGAGCUGUCACUACGGGAUCAGGUUUGCCCCAGAUUCCCUGAUGGACUACGAUGAUGAGAUUAGGAUUCAGACUCAGUCCUCUGACCCAAUUAUCGUCCCUUUGCAGAGCAGACGACAGCCACCUCUCAUUUCAUUGCCAAAGGUCCUUGAUGUUGGCCACUGUCUGGUGGGAGGUGUUCACAUCGGUCAGUUCAUUGUUAAGAAUGAGGGAGGAAGUGGACGAUUCUGUGUCAUGCCUCGGUCCUCCUGGCCAGCCACCAACUUCAAGAGUGUGGUCACCAAUGGCAGUGUUCAGAUCCCCCCUUUUGAUGUGAGACCUUCCAUGCUGGAGCUGAUGAAGGGAGACACAGGUGUAAUGGAGGUCGUGUUCGCCCCUCACGCCAUCCGCAAGUUCACCCAGGAAAUCACAAUUGUCUGUGACAACUGUCAAGUCAAGCACUUCACGCUCAAAGGUGAAGCUCAGAAGGCAGAGGUGGAGUUGAUAAAUGUGGAGCGUGGAUUGUCUGAGGCAUUGCCGGGAGAAUUAUCAGAUGUCUCUGCUGAAAAUUUGAUCCGAUUUGAUGAACUCAAUCCUUUUACAUACACAGACAAAACUAUUGUAGUGAAAAACAUAACGGACGUGGAACUGCCCUUCCAGUGGAUGAUAUACAAACCAGACAUGACUGACACGGAUGAACUGGACAGGAAGUCUGACCGCGUGCCCGAUGUGGACUCGGUGUUUAGUGUACAUCCUCCCAGCGGAAUGUUACCCCCAACAGCGGAAAUGGAAUUCAAGAUUACCUUUGCCCCUCCAGUGGUGGACAUGUUUCAUAGUGUGCUGCAUCUCCUGUUGCAACAAGUUCCCCCCUACAAUGAGAAUGGAUCAGCCAAAUCUGCCAAGAGCCGGAAACAGUCCAUGGAAGAGCCGAACAGCUCUAGUGGCGAGGAAACGGAGGACGACGAAGAAACCAUGUCCGAGAUGUUCAUGAACUCUGACAUGAAACAGUUUAAAGAUGUCACAGCUCUAGAGAUUGAAGUCAAGGGUAAAAGUGUUCCUCUGAAUGUUGUGCUGCAUCCUUAUGCUGUGUACAGCCCGGGACAACAUCUACUGGGCACAACUGUAAAGAAACUCGUCACUAUGGCAAACCACAGCAGGUCAACUGUAACAUUUCAAUGGCAGCCCCAUCAUGAGAAGACAAUUAUUGAAAUGGAACCACCAUUUGGAGAACUUGAUCCCGGCAUGGCCAUGGACCUAGAGUUGAGUAUCACAGGGUCGGAACCAGGGAAGGUGGAUAAAACCCUUUACUGCUACGUGAUGAAUCUGGAGGAACCACUGCAUCUCCACGUGGAAGCAGAGUUCAAGGGCCCGGAGAUCGCAGUGGAGGAGCCAAACGUGGACUUUGGGUUGGUGCGUCUAGGAGAGUCUGCAACAAGGAAGAUCACUCUGUCAAACCUUUCUCAGAUAGUGACAAUUUGGAGUAUCCAAGAUGUAUCUGAGAACUAUGAUUCAGAGGACUCUAUGGCGGAGUCGGAGUUUACAUUCACGCCAUCUGGUGGCGAGUUGAAGCCUCUGGAGCAGCAGAAGAUCACCAUUCAGUUCAAGCCCUCUAAUGUCCACACACUUCAAGCAAUCUUUGAAGUUCAGGUGGAAGAUGGAAACAAAAUUAACCUGGCGGCCUUUGGUGAAGUGCAGACCCCCGCAGCGUGUUUCCUGACGAGCCAGAUCUGUAUGGAGGAAGUUUACAAGAGAGUACCGGUCAAGUACCAGGCCAUUCUCAUCAACCAGACUCUACUGCCCGUCCAGUUCUCCCUGGGACAGGUGGAGGGCGAUCACAGCAUGGAUUGUAGUGUGGACCUGGACAUCUCCAGUGGUUGGCUGGAUCCAAGAGAGGAGAAGGCCAUAGCGGUCAACUUUCUGGCUAACAGAGAGGGAGAGUUUUCCGACCUCCGUAUCCCGUGUAUGGUGGAAGGAAUGGAGAGUCCUCUGUACCUAGGACUGUUCUCUGAUGUGCGCGGUCUGUCUACGAAUUUCAGGGUCUCGACGGAUGGAUACACGGCAAGCAAUUUUUCUGAUGAUCUACAUCUGGACUUUGGUGAAGUUAAAAUCGGAUCCGUAUCAAAGUUAUAUCUACACAUCAGAAAUGAGUCGGCCAUCACUGCUCCCUACAGUAUAAGUGUAGAGUACUUCUCAGCUAAACCCCCCACCCCACCACAAGAACCUGCGGAAAGAAACAUGAGCACCGGACAGAGAAGGGCCCUCCUACAGAAAACACCGAAUCUAGCAGAUCCCAUGGCAAAGACUUCUGCCAAGGCAGCUAACGAUGCAUAUCAAGUUAUGCUGAGUCAGAACCUAGGGGCUGCUUUUGUACCCAGCCCCCCUGCCGGAACGCUGAUACCCUUUGGAGAAGAAAUCAUUGAUGUCACAGCUUACUGCGACAUGUGGGGAAGAUACUCGGAUGUCAUGACAGUCAAGGUGGGUGAUAUGUCUCCUUUGUCCGUUCCAAUCAGCAUGACUGCUGUAGGAUGUCCACUUAAGUUCCAACUGACCGCUGCCCAGCCAGAGCAGAAACCCAUUAUCAGGUUUGGUACUCAUGUAUCUGGUGUGGCUCCUACCAAUCGAACCAUGAGGGUCAACAACACCAGUCCGUUUGAUUUGCGCUUGGAUUGGAAUAUAUUUAACGUAGAGAAAGAUGACAAAAAGACCGUGGACUUAAUUGUGACCUAUGGUGAGGCCUUCCCCAGGCUGGACAACACGGGCAAGGAAAUUGUACCCCCCUGGGAAGGUGACCGUAUGGCUGUUCCAGUUCCUGUAAGAAGACAACCUUCGGACUUCUUACCGAACUCACCCUCCACCUCAGCAGGAUCCACCCGUACACAGUACAGCACCAAAACAUCUCAGGCCAUCCCAACAGAGGCAGAGCUAAUGGCCAAGAGACUUCCUAUCAUCUCCCUGUUCUGCCAGGCUCAUGAGGGGGUCCCAGGUGUUAGUCCCUACAGUGUUAAAACUAGACAGUUGGUGAUCCCCGCCCGAGGUCACGCCAAUGUCAAUUUCACCUUCACUCCAUUCCCAACAGAGGAGGUGGUCAAAGAUAUGGACUGCGAGGGAUUUGCUCUUGGAUACAUGAGCUUGGAUAAGGGUGGUUGUGUGGAGGGUAAGGUGGAGCGAGACCAGGGGUACAGCGUGGAACCACUCAAACUAGAAAUGAUGGCCCACAUCAAACCAGCCCUUUUGACUAUCGAGUGUCAUGACGAUGAGGGCAUGAGGUACAGAUCUGCCAUGAGUGAUCUGCUGCAGGCGGGAGGACAGGUGUCCAGAGAGAGCUUGAGAAUUAACACAUCUAUGCUGUCGAAUAACACGGAGACUCCCUUAGUGUUCAGGAUGAUGACCAAGAAGCCAUUUAUGCUGGUGGAUGUGGACCCUUCCACCAAUGAAGAACUCUCCACCAGAACAACGGCCACACAGAUGCAAACUCUCAGACCAAACCAUAACCUCAUUGUGCAGGUGGCCUUCCAGACCAGUCUAGAUCUUCUUCCUCUGAGCGAGGAGUCACGAUUGUCAACCGCUACCUCGGACAAGAUGACGGCCGAGGAACGGAAAUUAGAAAUUCAAGAGAAUCUCAUUAUAGAAUUCAACAACACAACGACACAGAGAAUUCCUCUGUGUGCCACUCUUUCCCUGCCUCAGAUGGAGCUAUCCCAUGAGUCCCUGGACUUCGGUACUUGUCUCGUGGGUCAGAGACGAGAGCUACAGAUCACAAUAUACAAUAGGACUGCCUCCCAUUCGUACUGGAUUUCUAACAUAGACACCUGUUCUGACACUUGCUCUCAGAACACAUUCUGCAUAGAACCAAAUUCUGGGACUCUGGAGGCUCACAUAACUCACAUCAGUAACAGCAAGACUCUGCUGAAGGUUUACUUCACAGCCAAGCAUGCUGAGAUGUAUGAGGGAGUAUAUGUCUUCCAUGGACAGCUUGGGGAGGAGCCUCGUAAACUGUACCUAUUUGGCCAGGGUUCAUAUGAUGGAAAGCAUGAGGCCAUUCUCAAUGUGUAGACAACUUGUUCACCACCCUUAAAACAAUUAUCUGUGAUACAACUAUACAUGUAUGUUAGUUAAAUACUGCAUUUACAAAUAUUCAACAAUAUACUACUGUAGAUUCCUUAUUUUACGUGAAUACUUAUUAUCGCAAAAUGAAUCAUGGACGUCAAAUCGCGAGAAAAUAAUAAAUUCACAAGUGCUCUGUGGAUCAAGUGUUUUUGCAUGUACAUGUAUUUAAGCAAUAUAAAAAUAAAAGCGAGAAAUAUUUUUUCGUGAGUGAUGUUUCUGAAAUUACGCGAUAAUAAAUUCCUCGUGUAUAUUUAGGAAUUUACAGUAUAUAAUAUGACUGAUACAAAUAUAUUUUCCCCAAAGUGAUACAUGCAGUUGAUUGGAAUUGAUCAAACUUAUAAAAAUGAAUAACUAAGAAGCUAAUAUUUAGUAUUACUUUUUGUUACAGAUAUAUGUUUUUACAUUGUACAUUUCUUCAAAACUGGAAUAAUUAUUGAUUCCUUGCAGUUUUGUUUGUUUUGUGAAAUAAAUGAUUAUAUUUUGA